Adineta ricciae is the source of this 1296-nucleotide messenger RNA. The record is from the annotation of a GenBank genome assembly. NCBI's taxonomy places the organism in Eukaryota, Metazoa, Rotifera, Eurotatoria, Adinetida, Adinetidae.
AUGCCAAAGCAACGAUCGAAAUUUGAUGAAUCGAUAAUUAACCAUUUUGAUCGGGCAUUUCAUACAAUCAUUACGAAACAUCGGAUGGAGCUGCGUUUUGUUCUAUCGCCUUAUUUGCAUAAUAUGUUACUUCAGCAUGCAAGGCAUCAUGAAAUUGACUUUUUGGGUUAUUCCUAUGAAUUAAUUGGUAUUAUGUCAUACUUUUUAAAAUCUUCUUAUAUAUAUCGAUACAAAGCAUGCGAAAAUCCGGCGCCAACGCAUUUCUACCAAUUGUUAAUAGCUCUUUCGGCUUUUGGUAAAUCAACAUUGCAUACUUUGCUUAAAUCAUCGGUAAUGAAUGAGUAUAGCGUUCGAACAACUGGUGAGCAAUACAAUCAUCGAAAAUCUGGAAUUCUUGAGGGCUUCGAUGCAUUUGUCGACGAAACAAGUGCUGCCGGACUUCAAGCAGGGCUUGUGAAUGGAGAUAAAAUGAUCUUCAGCGAUGAGGGUGAAAAUAUUUUGAAAAAUAAUGGGCUCAUUGUUGAUGAAAAUACAACAACAUCAUCAACAUAUGAUUUACAUAAUUUCGUCCUGUCGUAUUAUGGUUCAAUUCGAACGUUCAAUAAAGAACUUAAAUCAGGUUCCUUGGCUGCUAAUAUUGGCCGGCUGACUAUUAGUUGUCUCAGUACUAGUGAGCCAAUCAUUCGAAUGUUAGCCCGUCGUUUCAGCGGUGGCCAAACUUGCCCUAUGCUUGAACGAUUUACUAUUCUAUAUGCAGAAACAAAACCAAAGUAUUCUUUCCAGCGUUCAACGGUGACAGUACAUAAAAUGGCAUCAUUAUCUCAAUUUGUCAUGGUUCUUGGUCAGAUACAUGAUAUUGAUUUUUACUUCGACAAUGAUGCCGAGAAUCUGUAUGCUUUAUAUGGCGAUUCAUUGACCUUCGCUAUGAAACAGCACGAACGAAAUGCACCGUGGCUGAGUACACGAUUUGGAAAAAGCAGAGAUCACUCACUUCGAUUAUGUGCCUUAUUACAAGGCCUAGAAAUGGCAGCGGUAGUAUGCCAUGAUCUUAUUCUUGAAGACCCAACGUUUGUUAAUGGAGCUGCUAACCAACAAUUCUUCCAAGCCGCCGUGAAAAAAACGAAAGAACUUUUCUUCCCAUCACCUUCAAAUCAAAGGCGCUUGUCCAUUGGAAUAGAAGUCGUUGAAGGAGCCAUUUAUUUAACAAACAAGCUGAUUGAGCAAUAUCGAGAAAUGUUCGAACCUAAUAAACGGGAAAUAAAGCAAGUUCCAUAUCUAACUAACCACAUAUUUUGA